Linum trigynum is the source of this 6544-nucleotide messenger RNA. The record is from the annotation of a GenBank genome assembly. NCBI's taxonomy places the organism in Eukaryota, Viridiplantae, Streptophyta, Magnoliopsida, Malpighiales, Linaceae.
UUUCCAGUUUAUUCCAUUCAAUCAAUUGAUCUCGUUAAGACUUUGACAUGGUAUCAGAGCCAUCGGGGCACUUCUUGUCUCCCGCCGUCACCAAAUCGAGUACUGAUAUGUUGUAUUUCGGUUGGGUUGAACCCAAUCGAGCCGAUGCUCACCACUAAAGUCGAGAGGCAGAUGGUUCAAUUGUUGUUUGUUGUGGGCGCCAUGUAAUGGUGGCCUGUAGUUUAGCUUGACGUAAAAAAAUGUCUUCCUCUAUGGUGAUCUAAGAAGCCUAUCUCCAUGGAGAGGCAACAAGGGUAUAUGAAGGGAACUUUUGGUUUGGUAUGUAAGUUGGUUUAGCCGCUCUGUGGUCUCAAGCAAGCUCCCAUUGUAUGAUUAUUGAAAUUCCAUGGAACGAUUUUUCAACAAGACUUCAAACAGAGUCAGAAUGAUCCUUUAAUGUUUUUCGGAUUGCGGUUUUGCAAAUAUAUGUAGAUGAUAUGAUUGUUAUUAACAUUUACAUCUCAAGAAUUCAAGACUUGAAUGUCUCUUCAUUAGGUGUUCAACCUAUAUGAACAUCUUGGUAACGUGUUUUGUGCCCUUGGUCUAGAGGGGCGUACAUUAAUUAGCACAUGGGUUAUUUGUUUCACAGGAGAAAUAUAUUGUUAAUCUACUGGAAUCUCCACAAUUUGAAGAAUGCAAAGUGUGUGCAACACUAAUGGAAUAUAAUCUGAAGCUCAGCAAGGAGAGUGACGAGUUGUAAGAUGAUAAAGCCACGAUAUCGAACCUUGGUGUGUAUCUCAGUUCAUGUGGUGAGUAAGUUUUUGACCAGAGGGAGUCUACCGGGAGAAGGCAAUAAAUCGGGUAAAUUGCAAGUAUUGUUACUAAAAUUACUAAAAUAUUUACGUUUGUCACUAUAAUAAUUAUAGUAUAAUUAGUUUAUUCUAUUCAUGGUCACUAAAAUUAGUACAACAGUUCAAGUUUGGUUUCUCUCCAUUAGUCUCCGUUAAUUUUUUCUGAUGUGGUAGUCAAUUCUCACAGUUGACAGUUAAAUGGCUGAUGUAUCAAAUAACAAAAAUUAAAAAUAAUUUGUCACAAUUUCCACCUCAUUAUAACAAUUAAUUAAACUAAAUAAAAAAUAAUAAUUAUUAUAAAUUUUAUAUUAUUAUUUUAUCGCCACGACACCCAUUUAACGGUCAACUGUGAGAGUUGACUGACACAUCAGAAAAAGUUAACGGAGACUAACAGAGAGUGACCAAACUUGAAUUGUUGUAAAUUUUAGUGACCAUGAAGGUAAUAAACUAAUUUUAGUGGAAAAUGUGAAAUGUUUUAGUAAAUCUGUUGGAAAAGGAAAGAGUGAGAAAUAGGGGGAGAGAAAUAUAAUUAAUGUAGGUUUAAUUUUGAAAAAAAAAGUUUAAUUAAUAUGAAUUUUUUAUUGUCAAAGAGCAACAAUAAAUGCAUAACAGAUUCAAUAUCCAAAAUAACUUUAAAAAGUUAUUUUGGAUAUUGAAUCUAUUAUGCAUUUAUUGUUCUGGUCUGAUGAGAUUCUAGUAACAAAACUUAGUGAUUCCCUGCACCAUACUGAUGUGGUUGUCUCGUCUAAUGACGAUAACGAGCGAUGGAGAUUUACGGGUUUUUAUGGGUGGGCUAAUCGGGAUGAAAGGUUUCAAUCUUGGGAGCUCCUUCGUGGGUUGAAAAAUGGUUGCAACCUGCCUUGGGUUUGUAUGGGGGAUUUUAACCAAAUCUUGUUAGGAGAAGAGAAGAAAGGAGUAAGGAUGAUUGAUGAAAAAAUAGGCUACUGAUUUUAGUGAAGCUUUGGAGCAUUGUGGCCUCCUUGAUUGUGGCUUUACAGGGUACCCUUUUACUUGGGAAAACAACCGUGCUCACGAGAGUUCUAUAGAAGAGAGGUUGGACAGAUGUCUUGCAAGCUGGGAUUGGAAAACUCUGUAUCCAAACCAUAAAUUAAACCACCUGGAUCGGUGUGGCUCAUAUCACUGUCCUAUUCUGCUUUAUACAGCAGGGAAAGAGGAUGAGGAGAUUCGAUGGGGUUGUGAUAGCAUCGUAUUUGCACGUGUUUUCACUCGGAUUUCUUGUCCAUUUUGGCUCGAAUUGAUUGUUGCUUGGCCUAUUUUACGCUAGGUUGUGUUGUUUUGCCAUAUUUCAGGUCCUAGCAAGUACAGAGGUGCAUAGGCGCAAGUUUCAGGUCAUUCGGAGGUCAGAUGGCGAAUCACAGAACGAAUUACGGGCAGCCCCUGCCAAAUUACGACCGUAAUUGGUCAGGGCAUGCCCGUAAAACAAUUGCCGAGCCUUUUCCCCAGAAUUUCCUCUCGGUGAUAAAAUUACGGGCAAGACUCCCAAGAAUUACGACCGUAAUUCACAAAUUACUGGCGGUAAUUGUGAAAUUACGGGCGUAUCUUCUCCUCCUUCAGCUUAAUUGAAACGUGCGUUUUGGGGCGAAUUACGGGCAGGACGUGAUUACGGCCGUAAUUCAGCCCGUAAUUCGCCCAGAGUCGGGUUUUUGAGGCCAGAAUCGAGCCAAGGAAGGGGAGAUCGAAUUUCUUGAGCAAAAACAGAGUUUUAGAGAGAGAAAGUGCGAAGAACUCACCCUAGAAGCCAUCUUGGAGCUGGGUUUCAUCAAAUCAAGCUUGGAGAUCGUCCUAGGAGUGGAAAUCAUCAUCCCGGAGCAGAUUAUCCUCAUCAUUAUGAGUAUGACUACUCCGAUUACUGUUUUCUUUUCUCUCUCUAUGGAGUAGAACCUCUCUCUCACUUGGGGAUGAAGAACCCUAGUUCUAUGUGUUAGGGGAUUGAUUGUAAUGACUUGGGAUGAUAUUACUGUUUGAUUAUAAUCGAAUGAUGCAUGUUUAUUGAGUCAAUUGAAGUCUGAUCAACUUUUCCUGAUUCCUGCUGCAAUCUGAGAUAGAUAGAAUCUGAUUAGGUUGCUAGAGUCUCAUCAUUCGAUAGUAGGAGACUGGUUAUACGAGAGUUAGCCAGUUUACUGCUUUGUACUGGAAUCUAAUUCCAGUAGUGAAUUUCUGUUCUUACUGCUUCAGCUUUCUAUCCCGGUGAAGACUAGUCGUCUGCCGGGUAGUUAGACUGAGAGGGCUUGGUCAGCUUAAGAGAUUCCAAGCUACUGUCGGAUCUUCCGCAGUUUAAUCAACAGUAAAUCAGCCCAGGGAAUUGCAAUUGAACCUAACUAAGGAGCUAGGGGGAUUCAUUCCCGAGUGACUCUUUCCUGCUUAAGAAAACCGAAUAAUUUCCUGCUUUAUUUCUGCUUUUAGUUUAAACAACAAUCACUUACUCUAGUUGGCUAGAUAACAGAGAAUCACUGAGUAAGCAGUAGAUCUAGACCCCGGGUUGAUAAUAUAACUUGCCUGUUACUGCAUUCCCGGUCUGCGAUUACACUUGGUCGCAGAUUGGUGUUGUGUUUUGGCGUGUCAAGUUUUUGGCGCCGUUGCCGGGGACCCUCUAGGUUAUUGGGGAAAAGUGAGAAUUUGUUACUCUAGCUUUUUAUUUUCUGCUUUUUAUUUCUUCCACCUGUGUGCCUUCACGGGUUGUUUCUGCUGAUUGUGUGCAGGUAGUGCAUGACCCGUAGCCAGUCGGGAGAUCUAUUACCACUAGACCAGGAGCUUGAACGAACCUGCAGAAACUUCAAGCGGGCUCUAAAGGCGCGACUGGCUGCGGAGGAGGCGCUAUCACAGCUGCAGUUAGAGGAGAAAGAAGAAGAGAUGGCUGAACCAGGGAACCAUGCUGUGAUCCCCGAGGAGCAGACCAUGGGCUCCUACUGGACCGCUAGGGCUGCGGACAUGAGGUCACCCAUUCAGCACCCUCAGGUCCCGGCCAACAACUUUGAGGUGAGCACCUCCGUGAUCACCAUGCUGCGCGGUUCAGUAGUGUUCCGUGGUAAGGAGGGAGAGUGCCCUCGAUCACAUCUCAGGCGAUUCCACGAGCUCAUCGAUGGAAUCAAGAUCAAUGGGGUACCAGCAGAUGCCAUCCAGCUGAGGUACUUCCCAUUCACUCUAGAGGGGCAGGCCAAGGAGUGGCUAGACACUCGAUCUCCGGGCUCCAUCACCACGUUCGCCAACCUGGCGGACAAGUUCCUCACCCGCUACCAUCCUCCAUCCAAGACAGCUGACCUGCAGAAGCAAAUUACACAUUUUGCUCAGGAUGAGGAUGAGACCAUCAGGGAUGUAUGGGAGAGGUACAACAGUCUUUUCCUCAGGUGUCCCAAUCAUGGUUUCAACGAUGCGUUCAAGGUGGGCACCUUCUAUCACGCCCUCUUCCCGGAGGACAAGCAGCUGAUCGAUUCGGUUUGUGGCGGGAACAUGCUGACCAAAACCCCGCCACAGCUGAAUCAACUCUUUGAAGAGAUGGCGGAGAAUGGUUAUGAUUGGGGCACUGCCAGGAGAUCGAGGAGAGCACCAGGCCGGGGUGUGCAUGCUGUGGGCACCCAGUCAUCUGAUUUGGUGCAGGUAGUAUCGAAGCUGGUCUUAGCUAUCGAUCGUUCCGGGAUGAUUCCAGGGACCGGACAGCAGCAGGCGAUGCUCUGCCAGUGGUGCGAGAGCACCCAUCAUAUGGUGGAAGACUGCCAGGCGAUGAAGGAAUCGACCACGCCCCAGGAGCAGGUGAACUUCAUCAACAAUGUCAGGCGCAAUGACCCCUACAGCAACACGUACAAUGAGGGGUGGCGCCAGCAUCCUAACUUCUCCUGGACUGGGCCAAAUCCCAGACCACCAGCUCCACAGGGACCACCGGGCUUCCAGAGGCCACCAUAUCAGCCCAGACAGGGGCAAUUCCAGCAGCCAGGUGCAGCCCCUGCUGCCCCAGUGCAGAAUGAUCAGAUGGCUGAACUGCGGGACUUGGUGGGUUCUCUUGCCAGUGUUAGUGCUCAGAAAUUCAACACCUUUGAGCAAUUCAUGGAGAAGGCCUCGGGUCAACUCCUGGCUCUGGAAGCUGGUCAGAGGAAUACACGGGCUAUUUUGCAGGAUAUCCAGACCCAGCUGGGGAGCGUGGCCCAGGCAGUGGCUCAAAGGGCUCCUGGUACUCUACCAGGGCAGACCAUCCCUCACCCGCCGACCCCGAAUGAGCGCUGCAAUGCCAUCAUGACCAGGAGUGGCAAGAUGACUGUUGAUCCCCCUGCUCGGGAACCGGAGAAAGAAAGCCCUGUCUUAGCGGCUCCAGCGGUUGAACAGGAAGUAGAAAAGGAAGUUGAGGUGCCUGCACCUAAACCGCAACCAGUAGUGAAGGAGUAUGUCCCUAAACUCCCUUUCCCUACUCGGUUGCACAAAGACAGGCUGGAGGCAGAGUUCGAGAACUUCAUGGCCAUGCUUAAGAAGCUGAAUGUCCAAGUGCCCUUCCUGGAGGCACUAUCGCAAAUGCCAAAGUAUGCGAAGUUUCUGAAAGAGCUUCUCUCAAAGAAGCAGAAGCUGAGUGAGCUGGCCACGGUAGAGCUCAGCGAGGAAUGCUCGGCUAUUUUGCAAAACAAGCUUCCGCAGAAGAAGAAGGACCCAGGUAGUUUUACUAUCCCGUGCUCUAUUGAUAAAUUGCAUGUAGAGAAGUCCUUGGCGGAUUUAGGUGCUAGUAUCAAUGUUAUUCCAUAUAAAUUGUUCAUGAAACUAGGCCUAGGUGAACCCCGUGCUACUAGGAUGACCCUUCAAUUAGCUGACAGAUCUGUAGUGCAUCCUAGGGGUAUAGUGGAAGACCUUCUGGUUAAGGUUGGCAAAUUCACAUAUCCCGUGGAUUUUGUUAUCUUGGACAUCAGUGAGGACACAGAAGUGCCUCUUAUACUGGGAAGGCCUUUCCUGGCCACCGCCAAGGCUCUCAUAGAUGUGCAUGAUGGGACCUUAGUUUUGAGGGAUGGCGAGGAGCGAAUAACGUUUUCUGUUGCUGAUACUAUACCUGCUUCGUCACCUCUGCAUGCUGUAUCUCACCAGGAGCACGAGUCUGUCGUGUAUCCUUCUGUGCUGCCCAUUUUGCAGGAACCGCCUCCCACACCUUCGCCGCCACUCCGGACCACUCCGUCACCCAAAGAACAGAUCAAGGAGGAGUGGCGGCCGAAACUGCAGGCAGCUAAGCCUGCUCGAAAGAAAGUCGGAGACCACUAUGACCUGGUCCCGCCCCCUCCUUGGCCAUCCGAGUAUUCACUCGCUUGCAUCCUACCGGAUGGCCAAGUCGAGCUGGCGAAUGCAGGUGGCCACAUUCGUCGCGUGCAUGGCCACCAUUUGAAGCUGUACCUCAAGAGCGAUGUGGAUCCGCUCUUGAAGGCACCUGAUCCUACACUUCCCUGAGCAUCCAUACUGGCGUCCAGCUAAAAGACGGUAAAGAAGCGCUUGUGGGGAGGCAACCCCACCUCGGUUUGCAUUUCUAUCCUUUUUUCCUUUUAAUUUUUGUCGUUUUCGAGUCAUUGAGUCUGUUUGGAGUCUUACUGGAAUGUUUCUCCUGCCCCGGAUGGUCCAUUUUGGUCUAUGUUGGUGUAUUUUUUGAACCGGGGCACGAUUGGGUUUGGUUGUUCGAAAUUGCAGCUCAAAAACUGGAGAAAAAGGGCCCUCGGCAGUAAAAUUACGGGCAAGGG